Molecule: messenger RNA, 2532 nt
Organism: Closterium sp. Naga37s-1
Lineage: Eukaryota; Viridiplantae; Streptophyta; Zygnematophyceae; Desmidiales; Closteriaceae
Source: the annotation of a GenBank genome assembly
AUGCAGCAGCACGGACGGUCACCGGUGCGCUCGGCCUCACAAGACGGCGACGGCAGCAGUCGGCCGCUAGUCGCCGGCAGCAGGUCCCCCCAAGGAUCUGUUGCGCCCGGCCCGCGCCCCGCUGCUGUGCGUGUGCCCGCAAUGCGCGGAGCAGCGGGCGGCGCGAGGGGGAGCUCCGCCGCAACUUCCGCGAUUUCCUAUGGCGGCGGUAAAGUCGCGGACGAGGAGGAGGAGGAGGAGGAGGAGGGCGAGGACGAAUACGAGGAGGAAGAGAGUCCGCAGCGGGUGGGGCGGCAGGAUUCGGUCCGAAGCUCCAUAUCUGACACCAGCGCCGACCGCGGGGGGUUGAUGGGCGGAAGGGGCGGGCUACGACCGCAGCGGAUGAAAAACGGGCCAGACGGGGGGAGCGCGUCAUUGCGCAUGCCCCCGCGGCCCCCCGGCGCGAACCCCGCGCCGUAUGCGGGGCCGAACCCGCCCGUCGACAGCCCGAUGGCCCGCCAGCAACACCGGCGAGGCGCGUCGUUCGACUCGCGCGUGGUUACGGAGUCGUUGAGUGGCCCGCCCGCAUUUCCCUCCCCCUCCUCCUCCUCCUCAGGCGCGGUGACGUCAGGGGGUUCCGCUUCCGCGCAUGUGCUUUCGCAGUCGCGCUCGGCGAAUCUGUCCCGCACGCCAGUCUCCGGUGGUGCGCCGACCAGGGAUCCGCGCGCCUCAGCGGGAAGCAGCGGCCUUGCGGGGAACGCGGGACGCGCCGGCGGUGGCGAUGGUAACGUCGCGGUUAACAGCGGUGCUAAUAGUGCUGGAAGCGGUGCUGCUUUUAACGCAAUUACGGGAGGCGGGGGCGGCACGAGGGGUCCGACGGGGUCGCAGGCUGGGUCGCAGGCUAGCGGCAGAUUAGAUGCGCGGGUAGCAGCAGGAGCAAGGGGGGAAGCUCGCGGCAACAGCAACGCCAGCUUCAGCGGCAGUGACGAUGAAGAGGACGAGGACGAGGACGAUGAUAGCAAUGAGCCGGUGGCAGUUCCAGCGAGGGUUGUGGGAAGGACCUCAGGCGCGACCGGGACUGGUCGAGGUGCUGCCGCUGCCCCUGCUGCCUCUGCCGCUGCCCCAGCAGCGCGCGGAAGAGGGCGGGGCAGAGGCGUGGAGGGGAGAGGAGAGAUGGCGUUCCGGGGCGGGCGCGCAGGAAUGGGCGGAAUGGGGGGGAUGGGGGGACGGGGGCGGGGGCGCGCGCACCACCGCACGUUUUCGGAGUCUCAGAUGGGGUUUUUGCACACCACUGAUUUUAGCUCCAUGCAGGAUGACGCGGAAGGUGGGCAGGCGGAGUGGGGUUCCGCCUCUGGCGCGCAGGGCGGUGGGGGAAUGCCAGGGGGGAUGGGCGGAGGCAGGGGCGCGGCAAAGGGGAGAGUGCUCGCGGCAAAGGGGGGAGCAGCGGGGAAAUCGCGGUUUUUAAGCGUGCAGGAGACGAGACGAGGGGAGAGUGCGCUUAGCAGGUUGGGAGGGGGCAUUGGAGGGAGCGUGAGGGAAGUGCGUGACUAUAAUGAAGGGUCGGAAUGGAUGGGCGGGGAGUUGAGACGGCCUGCUGCGGCGCCAGUGCAAGGGAGUGGGGUGCGGAACGGUGAGAGGCGCGGGGGCAGGGCGGAGGAGUAUGAAAUAGAGGGCGGCGGCGGCGGUCGUGGUAGGCCAGUGCCUGUGGCAACGGCGGCAAGAGGAGCAGGGGGAGGGAGAGGCGGAGGGGCGGCAGGAGGAAUGGGAAUGGGCAACAGUGGGUGGGGAGGAGGCAUGGGCAGGGGGGUGGGAGGAGGGAGAUCAGGUGGGAGCGGAACUGCAGCAGCAGGUAUGGGUGGGGCGCCGAACCUGGGUGGUAGGGGCGGGAGAGGUCCGGGCGUGGUUCGUGGCGUGGCCGGUGGCAUGGCACGGGGCGGCAUGGGCGGCAGAGGGGCCAUGGGCGGGCGGCACAGGCGAACGAGCUCGGAGUCGCAGGCAGCAGCAGCGUUCUACAGCGCACCAGGAGAUGACUUCUUCUGGAGCGGUGGGGGUGACACUGGUGCGCCCCCUGUGAGGCAGGGCGGGCAGCGGGCACUGGAGCAGCCGGGGCAGGGGCAAGGGCAGCAACGGCAGGAGGGCGUGGGGACAGGAAGGAGUUUGCAGAGAGUUGGGGGAGAGGGAGGGAGGGGCGGAGGCGACGUGGGGAGGGGGAGGAUGCAGGGUGCAGGUGGGCGUGGUGGCGCUGCUGGCGCUGGUUCCAGUGGGAGGGGUGCGGUUGGGCCAGGUGGGAGAGGGCAGGGGGGGGUGGGGAGAGGUGCAGGGGGUGUUGGCAGGGGUGGUGGCAGCUCUGUUAGAGCCCAGCAGCAGCAGCGACAGCAGCAGGGGCAGCCAGAGCAAGAGCAAGAGCAGGGGCAGUGGGGGGAGCAGGCGGAGGAGUGUGAGCCGCCGGAGCUGCAGAGGGAGCUGACGUUCCGAGUGAACCUGGAGGAGCCGGUGGUUGAGAAAGAACCCGCGCUGGAGCGCGAACUCACCUUCCGCAUGGGCGCCAGUUGA